AUGUCGGACCUCACGAGGGAGAUACCAAAUGCGCGGGUGCUACUAUAUGAUCAUGGAGAGCCCGGCGCUCGCGAUGACUUGAAUUCGCUGGCUCAUAAUCUGCUGAACCAGCUCCACCAGCGGCGACUUAGCACUUUCAAGGCGAUCUCGGCGGAUUUGAAAGUCUGGACCUUCCUGGAGACUGUUGAUUCCACCAUCAAUAUCGCAAAGUCGGAAAUGAGCGCCACUGCCGAAGUUCACGUACCAAUCACCUCCAUUCGAUCUGGCCUACUAGGUCUGGAGCAUGAGAAAGAAAUACCUCUCGCUACUGAUCAUGUAGGAGCAGCAUACUUCAAGGGUCAAGAGAAGUCUACAAGGAUGAGCUUCAUAAAGGAGCUUCAAUCAUCCGUCUCCAUGGCAGUACGACUGUCUGCUCUUGUGGAUGAGCCACUCCAUGUCAAAAAGGAAGUCAUGGUUCAGGUCAAUGGGUUCUUUGAAGAUCCUGUACUUGGAGUCAGCGAGGAGACGCCUCUGAAGCUUUGGUCUACCAAAGUAACACUCCAUGAUUAUCUGUCAAGGGGCCCGUCCGAGUGCCUCAGAGAUAGGCUAAGCAAGACCAGCAAGAUGCCGCCUGGCUCUCUGGAUGAUUCCUCAGUGAGCAGCUUUGACAGCCGACGAUCGUCUAUUCAUUCAGAGUCAGAACCCGAUGAGCCAGUGAAUGUGACGAGCGAGAAAGCCGAACAAAUCCAGCCCAGUCCUUCUCUCAAAAAGAGUCGCAGUUUCAUGCCCAUGGCUUCUCCGAGAAUUCAUAUCAGCGAGCCCAGUACCGAAAGCUAUCUUGAGUUAGGCGACGGGAACGUUAGCUUCCAGCUAGAUGAGCCGGUAGUACAGCAGGGAGACACCCCUCAGAACGAAGGUAGUGACAGUGAAGCGGGAGAGGUUCCGAAUGAGAGCUCCCAUGCCAAAGCGAGCCAAACAAAAUUACUGUGUGCGCUAAGUAUUCCGUCGAGGUUCAGUCUGAGCAUGUUCAUAAAUGAGGAAAAUUGGUUUUCAAAGCUGAUCAGAGCCCGUCACCUUGAACCUCACGCUCGUUAUGUACGCCCUUCGUGCAUCCAUUCCCGGCAGAAUGAUGCCUCGCCCAGCAAUCCACCAAGAGUCAUGGAGGACCCUCAGCUCGCUCUAUAUCUUCAUUGGGAUACGUACUGGAAUCUAAUACAACGCCGGAGAGUUGUGCAAGACCGACUGCGGCAAGGAAGAUCCAGACCCGUACCAGACAAAAUAUCCAAGGCGCAUUUGGAAUCAAAAUUGAUUUGGAAGUUCCUCGGAAGUGAGCCUCCAAUUCACAUCAGGAGAACGUUGGACCAGUUUGGAUACCCCAACCUGAGAUCUACUGCUGCCCGAGAUGAUGAUCAAAUGCUCUGGAAAAGGACGAGGAAACCAAUCAAUCUCAAGGAUGAGAUAGGGGAUUCAGUGAGAUUGGAAAGUGAUUCAAGCGUUCCGGACGUUUUUGAGGAUGGCAAAGUUCUCAUGGUAGACCAGCUAUGGCUUUGGAUAUUGGACCAGAGAACGGUCGUGACCUUUUUCCCCAACCAAGAGGCUACAACAUCCGAGGGUAGGCUCUAUGAACAAGCAAACUUACACAACAGUAUCUAUAAUGAACUCAAUGGAGAUCUGGCACGGCGUUUCGAGACUGCUGGUGAUCUUGCUGCGCUCAUAGUACAACAUGCUGUCACUGUUCUACUUGACAGGACCUUGCACCAUGACCUACAAAUCCUCCGAAUUUUCGAAGAGUCCAUCAGCAUCUUGACAGAAUCAGUGACCAAGUCAUUUAAGCGGUUCCGAAGUCGCGGGUUUACCAUUAACCCUGCUCAACACAACAAAACGGCCGAUGGAAGAACAAUGACUGAGGCGGAGCGUGAUGAAAGAGAUAUCCGUGUAGCAAGACAGAACCGAGAAGAUCUGUCUGCGCUACUGGAACUGAGGGAUAUUAUGGAUGAACUAGGAACGAUCAUGAAUCUUCUCGAACAGCAAACCACAACAGUCAAGACCAUGGCUAGGUACUUCGAAGACAGGGGAUAUGGCAAGAUCUUUGUCGAAGCCACGCUGGCCAGGCUCGACGAAUAUCGCAACCAAGUCCAGGAAAUGAGGGAGAAUACCAUCCUGGCCCAGAAAGCCGUAGAGAAUCUUCUCGACUUGAAGCAGGAGCAAGCCAACGUCGAUGAAUCACGACUGGCUCGGUGGGAGGCAGAAGUAACCCAAACCCAGUCACGGUCCGUGAUGGUUUUUACAAUCUUCACUGUCAUAUUCUUACCUCUCUCCUUUUUCACAUCCUUAUUCGGCAUCAAUGUUCAAGAAUGGAGCGGCACUGAGACAAAUCCCGAUUUCCGUCAAAUGUUUCUGAUUGCAGGCCCGUCAUCAGUCGCAAUCAUCGUUAUCGCCCUACUCUUAGCCUUCAACGAGACACUCCGGGAGACUGUUGCCAAGGCACACGCAAUCCUCUUCGGAAUGGCUCGAGACUUCCUCCUAUCUCCCGCUAAGAAGGUUCUUCAUCUGUCCAGAUCUCCAGAAGAGCCCUUGGACGUGCAUCAUCAAAAGAACCGCUUUGAUCGCUAUCUGUCCUCCCGGCGGUAUCGCAGGCAAUUAGAGGAUGAUAUCUGGAAACAGCAUCCUGAUUGGAUGAUUUCGCCGCUGCCACCUGUGGCAGAGUACGAGAUGAUGCCGCCGGGAUACGAUUACUCCACGAAGCUGAGAGAGUCGAGUCGGCAGGGAAUCUCGGCUUAG
Molecule: messenger RNA, 2760 nt
Organism: Aspergillus fischeri NRRL 181
Lineage: Eukaryota; Fungi; Ascomycota; Eurotiomycetes; Eurotiales; Aspergillaceae
Exons: 8
Coding region: 1-2760 (919 amino acids)
Biological process (GO): metal ion transport; transmembrane transport
Cellular component (GO): membrane
Molecular function (GO): metal ion transmembrane transporter activity
Source: RefSeq, a predicted model, not a curated record